Haliotis rufescens (red abalone) is the source of this 2985-nucleotide messenger RNA. Its product is annotated as protein Wnt-1-like. The record is from RefSeq and is a predicted model, not a curated record. Gene Ontology annotation, biological process: canonical Wnt signaling pathway; neuron differentiation; cell fate commitment. Bases 1071 to 2216 code for a protein of 381 amino acids. Gene Ontology annotation, molecular function: frizzled binding; cytokine activity. NCBI's taxonomy places the organism in Eukaryota, Metazoa, Mollusca, Gastropoda, Lepetellida, Haliotidae. Gene Ontology annotation, cellular component: extracellular region. The transcript is spliced from 6 exons.
AAUUACAUCACACGAAUGUAUUGUCUCUCAAAAGGCAUUCCUCCACUGCUUUUGGGAACUUUAACGACAAAAACUCCUGAUGAAUUAGUAAUGUGUCUGUCGAAUUUUCUAAGUAGCUAUCUCUGUAUCAAAAUUGAUAUCACUUUGAUCAUGCCUGAGGGGAGAAUCGACUCUUGACCUGUCUAACAUACAUGUCACCCGGAGGAAUAAUUAAACGUAGUUUACGCCGUUCCCCGUAUGAGACAUAUUGAAGACGCGUCUUCACCCAAACCAAGCCUCGUAUCGGUGACCACUCAUCACACGAACAUCGACAGGUUGUGAUAGGAUGCAUCUAUCUGGAUACAGGGUGUAGGAAACUUCCCUGUUCAGUGUCUUUGGCUUAUUGGUAGGAAUCCUUGUGUCAGCUGCCGGAGGUGUGCCGCGCCCGACCUAAGCAUAUCAAGAGAAAGACAAGAAGAGUCGGGUCUGCCCUCUGUAAUCAACCACUCUACUGUGACGGAAAAGCAACCACAAACACAGACGCUGCGAAACAAAUUUUGAGAUCAAUUUUAGAGCUAGGUACUCAACAUUAUUGUACCCGUUUUACAGGGUGCGACUAUGGUGUGGGCCAUCUAGCACUGUCUCAAUAAUGACCAAGUCUACACGACGACGGAGAAGGGACUGUCUCUCGCAGUGGUUUAAUGACAGGCGACGAGUGGUCUCGACAGAUAUUGCCGAGAGGUAAUUGUUAGGAAAAGUCUCACUUUGGGUCAAAACCUGACAAAUACGAGAAAGACUCUUGGGGAGCGUUUCCAAUCGAAAUUUGAUUACAAGCAAAUCUUAUGUCUAUAUUACGAGGCGACACUCUGGCAACAUGGCCGAGUAAUUUACACAAACACUCGGAAAGAAUAUGGCCUUCGAAUUCCAAAGGUUUCUUAAAUUGGAAAUAUUUCUUUGUUUUUGCACAUUGGAUUUCUGCGUUCGAAGACAACAAGUAGAAUUUAGUUUGAAUAUAUGUAUAUUGGAUGUAGACUUGCGGCUUGAGGCAGCGUAGCCUCGCAUAUGUGACACAUAUACAUGAGUACAAGAAAAUGCGACUAGUGUGGUUCAUCUUACUUGUGUUAAUAUUCAACGAAAUAUCGGAAUGUAAGAAGGGCAGACACAAGGGACGAAUGAAAGGAAUUCAGUGGUGGUCUUUGGCGAACCUCGGAGAAAGAUCGAAUGAUUUGCGGUCAUCUGUAACAAGGUUAUACAACAACCCAAGUCUGCUGCCCCUGAACAAACGCCAGCGUCGCCUUGUCACCCGCAACCCGGGGGCGAUCAUGGCUGUCGUGAAGGGGGCAAAACUCGCCAUAAAGGAAUGUCAGUACCAAUUCAGAAAUAGACGAUGGAACUGCCCAACAUUUGCAGAUGGACAUGGGGGGUCAAUAUUUGGAAAAAUCCUACAAAAAGGUUGUCGGGAGUCGGCCUUCAUCUAUGCCCUUACAAGUGCAGCAGUGUCCCACUCCAUAGCAAGGGCAUGCUCGGAGGGAACUGUUCACACGUGCACAUGUGAUUAUGCACAUAAUAAAAUUCCAAGUGGGAAGGACUGGGAAUGGAGCGGUUGCAGUGACAACGCAAAGUUUGGACACAAAUUUUCCCGGCGAUUUGUUGACGUUAUUGAGAAAGGUUGGGAUUUCCGUUACAUGAUCAACUUACACAACAACGAAGCUGGGCGAGUGCACGUCACCUCGGGACUGAAGCAGGAAUGUAAAUGUCACGGCAUGUCGGGAAGCUGCACCAUCAAGACGUGCUGGAUGAGACUCCCUGCUUUCAGGAAUGUUGGGGACAUCCUCAAAGACAGGUUUGAUGGAGCAACGAGAGUACUUCCAGAUAACGAAGGAAAGGCCCAGGUGAAAGGGAACAAAGGUCGUGGUCGUGGCCGGAGGCGAAGGAGGUUCAACUUCAAUCCCGUAAACGUCAACCAUAAGAAACCAGGUCGACGCGAUCUUGUCUACUUUGAGAAUUCACCAUCGUUUUGCGAAAAGGAUAAUGGUAUUGGAUUUCAGGGCACGCUUGGACGUGAGUGCAAUGCCACUUCUAUCGGAGUUGACGGUUGUGAUCUGAUGUGUUGUGGGCGUGGUCAUACAACAGAAAAGUACAUAGUUACAGAACGCUGUAGCUGUACUUUUCACUGGUGUUGUCAUGUGAAGUGCAAGACUUGUACACGCACAAAGGUCAAACACAGUUGUCUCUAGUGUCACUGUUUUCCAUAACGUGCUGUCGGUGAACAAGUUACAACAACGGUUCGCCAUGCCAAGAUAAUUGACAAUAUGUUCAAGCAACAUUUCAUGACAUCACAUUUGUGUUUUCACACUAAGUUUGAAGUGCCAUGCCGUCAGUAUCUUUUGUACAUAAUAUUAACUUCCAUGUGGAUUUCCAUCUGAUGUGUUCCCUGGAUUGAACUCUCUGCUGCAUGUUCCAGGUCAUGGACGUGUAUGUCAUGGGCGAGCUACCAUGUCAUCAUACAAAUGUGUGUUUACUAGGGGUUGUUCCGUGCAUUGUGUGUCUGAAUAUUAUCCUAGUUUUAGUGUUGAGUGGAUACAUGAUUUAUACAUGAGUUUACAUGUAUCCAGAACUAUACAACCUACGCACAACGUUACUGCCAUGUCAAAUGUAUGGAAUAAUUAACUAUCAAAGUUUUUGUAAACAGCAAUAUAAUCACUGAUAGCAAUUUUUCAACAACUUGUAAUGCAGCAGUCUGGACACUGUGGCACUGUGUUGCAUUGCCUUAAAUACAUGUAUUACUAUGCAAGUGGUUCAACUGAGUAAAUUACACCCCUCAUAUCCUGAUGCAACAUGUGCUUGUGUUGUUCAGUAGUACUUUGAGGAAGCUACAUGACAAAGAAUUCAUGUGUCCAUGGUAUGUUUUAGUUACAUGAUCCUUCAUAUUAUUCAAACAAAUGUACAAACGUUUGAGUUAGAUGUAAAUUAUAUUGACUCAAAAGAAUAAAUUAUGUUUGAAUA